UUUCUAUUUUGUAGUCUUCAUGCCAAGUCUCACGAUGACACCUACAUCAAGAAGAAAGAAAACAAAACAUAACUCACGUUCCUUAAAACUAUCCAAGACUUGUCGAAUUCUGAUUUGACAUGUCGGUCAAGUCACUUAACCUUUAUCUUUACCGAAAUAGGGCCGGUUUAUUUGCGUGAAAAUAAAGAGCAUUUGUUUAACUAGAGAAUUUGAGACUCUCACUCCAACGGAAUUUGAUAAUUAAUAAUUUUCAAAGGAAAGACAUUUUCAUUUAAAUUGAAAAAUACAUUUGUGUGUUAGUUCAAUACAAAACAAAAUGACCGCCUAUAAGUAAAGAUCUGCAUACUAGGCCUAACAUUCGAGGUGAACAAUGGUCCCUGAAACUUGAUAGUUGAACUUUCACGCUUGUGAAAUACCAACUUUUUGUCAACUGUUCUGAAUAGUCGCUGGGCAACCAGAGAUUGAAUGCUGCUGCAUUUGUUUGGGGGACACUAUAUAUACGGCAUCGCAAUGACUAGAAAUGUGGAUGUACCUUGACUCUCAAGUAGCACCCUUGUGAUCGCCGAAGAACAGUCAUGGCUAAAUUGUUAGUCCUUGCUUUGGUCAUAGCUGCAGUUGUGUUAGAGUCAGCGCAUGCCGCCUGUCCUACCUGUACUUUCCCCACCUCAGUUACAUGCACUGCAUUCAGCAGUUACCUAACUUGUUUAAAGACAAUUACAACUGCCAAUGGUUGCACAGAUGCAGAGGUCACAGCUGCUACUACCGCUAGUACUAACACCCAGAACGCAAUGAACGGCAUGAAAUGUUCAGGUGCUGGCACAAUUAUGACCUCAAUGGGACUUGUUCUUCUCUUCAGCUAUCUUGCCCAAUGGAUCAGUGGAAAGACCAAAUAAACUUUUUCUUAGUUCUAGAUAUAAAAAAAAGAAGGUCAAAACUGUUUCUGUUUAGAGUACAUGAUUUUAAAUCUCUUUAAGUUUCUUCUCAGCUGGUUCUAAAUGUUAACAAUUAAAAAAAAAUUAUACUUACAAAAGUGUUUGUGAUAAAUAUG
Biomphalaria glabrata is the source of this 1048-nucleotide messenger RNA. RefSeq lists its product as uncharacterized. The record is from RefSeq and is a predicted model, not a curated record. The coding region runs from base 576 to 893 and encodes 105 amino acids. The transcript is spliced from 5 exons. Lineage: Eukaryota; Metazoa; Mollusca; Gastropoda; Planorbidae.